AUGUCUCUUCUGGGUUGGAGUCAAAUCUUGUGGGUAUGCUUUUUCAUAAUAUUGAUGCUGUUAAAUUAAUUAUUAAUUAAUUCAUUAUGGAAGAGGAAGGAUGUAAAUAAGUGCAGAACUAUAUUUUAUGUAAAUUUAUUUGUUCAACAAGAGCGCACAUUGGGCUAAGGAACUUUUGGCAAGGUCAAACUAGGUUACCAUACUAUUGCUGACGAAUAUGUAAGAUUGAACCUAAAAUUAUAAGGUAGCAAUAAAAAUACUCGAAAAAAGUAGAAUAGAAAAUCAAUGUGAUUUAAUAAGAGUUUAAAGGGAAAUCUCCAUCCUAAGAAAGGUAUGUCAUCCUAAUGUAAUCAAAUUGUAUGAGGUAAUUCUAUCAUAACCAAAACAAGAUCUUAGAAUCUGAGUCAUGUGUCUAUCUCGUGAUGGAAUAUGUAAAGGGUGGAGAAUUGUAUGAAUACAUAAUAAAGAAGAAAUAGUAAUCUGAAUCCUAAAUGAAAUUAGCCUGCCAGAGCAUAUAGCAGUUCGCUACUUUUAGUAGUUAGUCUUUGCAACAGAAUAUUUACAUUCAUAAAAUAUAACUCACAGAGAUCUGAAACCAGAAAAUCUUUUGCUCGAUGAGAAUAGAUAACUUAAGAUUGCGGAUUUUGGACUCAGUUUCAUCUCUUAAACUAAAGGUGAAUAUCUUAAAACUGCUUGCGGAUCACCUUGUUAUGCUGCACCAGAAAUGCUUGGUAUUAGUUUAAAUUAACAAGUUGGUAAAACUUAUGAGGGAACUAAAAGUGACAUCUGGAGUUGCGGCAUUAUUUUAUUUGCUAUGUUAUGUGGAUAUCUACCUUUUGAACAUGAGAACACAUAAUAAUUAUAUGAAUUAAUAAAGAAUAGUGAUUUUGAAAAACCAGAACACCUAUCGAAAAAUGCCCUGGAUAUGCUAACCAAAAUUCUGGUUAAAGAUCCUAGUAGACGAUAUAACUUUGAUUAAAUCAAGUAACACCCAUUUUUUUAGUUGCAUUCUUCAAUCCCAACUAAGAAUUUAAGUUUGACUGAUUAAAACAUUAUUUAAAAGAUGAUAGAAAUGGGAUAUUAACAAAAUUAAAUUAUCGUCUAAUUGCAAUCAAAUAAGCAUAAUACUUUAACCACAAUUUAUUUCCUUUUAUAAAAAAAAUACAAUCAAACUCAUAGACAAAGCUUUUUUUAAAAUAUUUAAAAUAUCGGAAAUCUAAAACUUGAUAUUAAUCAAAAAAGAUUCACUCUUGCCAAAUUCUAACCUUCUCAAUAGGGAUCACCUAUUCUGGAUAAAAUUGAUAAGAUUAAAAAAUCGAUUAGAUCCAGAUUAGAUAAUUCCCCUUAUUUAAAAACUUAGAUCUCAUAAAGAUUUAAGAAAGUUAAUUUAUCUGUCUAAUCUAAACGAGUCAGUAUUCAAAUCGAAAACUAAAGACAAAAAACAAAUUCUGUUUAAGAAAAACAUUAUGAGUAUCCUUGCAUCUUCACAUCCAAUAUCUCCGAUUAGAAGUAAUAAUAAUAAAUAGAACAAACAAAAUCUAGAAUUCAAUCAAGAAAGAACUCCAAAAAUCAGGCACCUUACAAAAUUUUGUAAAGAAGAAAUAUAGAACAAGCUCUAAAAACAGACUUUAAUGAAGAGUACUAAAGUAAUUAGAAAGCUAUUUACGCUUAAGUAAGACAAAGAAAUAAAACACAACCACAUAAAAGUGAAGAUGGGCAAAAAUACUUUGAUAAAGGUACCAAAUUGAAUACAUCUCAUUAAGUACUAAAUAAUUAAAUUAGAUGGUGGAAAAGACACCAUAACAUUCCCCUUACAUAAAUAUGAACUUCAGUAAUCAUCGACAAUUGUUUAAAUAGAUUUAUAAUGGAAACUUACAGGAUUAUAUGAAGAAAAAAAGAGAUCUUAAGACGUAAAAAUUGACGAAUGAUCAGCCCUGA
Molecule: messenger RNA, 1938 nt
Organism: Paramecium octaurelia
Lineage: Eukaryota; Ciliophora; Oligohymenophorea; Peniculida; Parameciidae
Source: the annotation of a GenBank genome assembly